This is a messenger RNA of Cylas formicarius (sweet potato weevil), 8041 nucleotides long. Its product is annotated as fibrillin-1-like. The record is from RefSeq and is a predicted model, not a curated record. The transcript is spliced from 22 exons. Gene Ontology annotation, molecular function: serine-type endopeptidase inhibitor activity. The coding region runs from base 205 to 4263 and encodes 1352 amino acids. Gene Ontology annotation, biological process: cell-matrix adhesion. NCBI's taxonomy places the organism in Eukaryota, Metazoa, Arthropoda, Insecta, Coleoptera, Brentidae. Gene Ontology annotation, cellular component: extracellular region; basement membrane.
UUACCUUAUGCUUAAACAGCAUUAUUCUAUUUAUUUAUCUAUUCAGCACGUUAUUUAAACACAAAUAAACGAUUUUUUUAUAAGCGCACAAUCACGUCGUUUCAUUCUGAAGAAAGUUUUACGCUCUUAUGAUACGUCAAAGUGUGAAUUCCAUUAGCCCAAUUUCUAGGCCGAUAUUGUUUUAUCUAGGUAACGCUUUGUGCCAUGUUGACAAGAUUUUCAAAUAUGAUUGUGCGAUGGCAAUUAAUUUUUGGAUUGCUUCUCUGCUUUGUUGCAUCAGCGUUGUCCAGAAAAAAUGUGACUGCGGAACUGUCCUCGAAGUGCCCUAUGCUCACCGAAUGUCCGUAUAGAGCUGAGCAAUGCCAAGAGGACGACGACUGUUCGUUGAACUCGAUUUGCUGCAAAAGUCCCUGCGGAAAAGUUUGCACGAAACAAUUAUUCACAGGUUGCCAAACACUCAGAAUGGCAGCAUCUAGGCGCGCUAAGGCUCUAGGAGUGGAAGCAAAAAGUGUAAGGAUGCCGAGGUGUAAUAAAAAUGGAGGCUUUGAGCCUAUACAAUGUGAUAACGAAAUAGUCAGCUCCUGCUGGUGUGUGGACGAAACUGGAUUUGAACUACCGGGUACCAGAGCACCAGCUGCAGCAUUGGUAAAUUGCACAGUUCCCAAAGCCUGUGCCGAAGCGACUUGUCGGAUGUUCUGUCCUCACGGGUUUUCUUUGGACAAGAGCGGUUGCCCGCUUUGCCAUUGCAGAGAUCCAUGUGAUGAUAUUAAAUGUCCGAAUGCGUUAGAAUGUCAUUUGGAAGACCUCGCAUGUGCCGAUCCGCCAUGCCCGCCAGUGCCCACGUGCAAGAAGGGAAGGAGUUUGGAUAACAUAUGUCCCGUGGGUGAUCCUCUACGUAUAAGCGAUACGGUCCGACCUUUUUUGUGUGGAAAUGAUCUUGGCAAACCAACAUGUCCGCCCAUGUAUCAGUGUUUAGUACAGAAAGGCAAUGAUUAUGGGGUGUGUUGCCCCGCAUCAUUGAAAAUUCAGAAAACCGGAACGUGUCCUUCAGGAUUAGAUUCAGAUAUCGAGUGUGGUCCGCUUUGUACGCACGAUCUAGAAUGUCCAUCGAUACAGAAAUGUUGUCAAAGUGAUCAGUGUGGGUCGUCCUGCACUAACCCCACAAAUCUAACAGAAUGUUUCCAUCAAAGGGAAUUAUCGGAAAUUCUGUCCGUAAAUGAAAGAGCGGGAAGGGGCUAUGUCCCUCAGUGUUCGGAGGAUGGUCAAUUCGAACCCAAACAAUGCAGCAGGAACGAAUUAGUCUGCUGGUGCGUCGAUCGAAUGGGAAGAAAAAUUAAAGGAUCCAUGGGCCCCGCCGAGAACGUAAAUUGUUCGUUAGAAAAUUUACGUGUCCAUUCGGUAGCCAGGAGUCUGGACAAAAAUGGCCAAGAGUGCGAGCAUUUAGAAUGUGCGGCGAUUUGCGAAUAUGGAUUCAAACUUGGUGAAGACGGCUGCCACACCUGUAAAUGUGACGAUCCCUGCGACGGUUACACUUGCCCGGAGGAUGAAGAAUGUGUUAACGUGAAGGAGUCUUCUUGUACUGAAUUUUUAUGUCCGUCGCUGCCUGUAUGCCGGCCAAAAACUGUGUAUGCAAAUCCCUGCGAAGAGGGAACGCCGCUGACCGACGACCUGAGCGGUGCACCAGUGGCGUGCGCAUUGAGGUCCGAAGAUGGAACAGUUUGUCCGUCUUCUUACGAAUGUACUGCCGUGCCCGGAUCUACCCAAGCCGUCUGCUGUCCAUUUGGGGAAGUCGACGAAUAUCAGGGCGAAGCAUCUGAAGAUUACAGUCAAUCGGAAGAAAGGCCCCAAACGAUGUGCGAAUAUCUUCAUGAAUUUACUGAAAGUAUGGAGGGAACAAGGGAAGGCAUGAGCCUAGCUCUCCCCACUCCUGAGUGUGACUCAGAAGGCAACUAUUUUCCGACGCAAUGCGAUCCGGCAACAGGUGAUUGUUGGUGCGUUGAUAACUUUGGCACUGAAAUACCACGUUCGAGAACGAAGGAUAACUCAACAAAUUGUUUGGAUCUGAGAAAAUCUUUGGAUUGCCUAGAUCUGACUUGUAGAAUGGGUUGCGAAUACGGUUUUAUUUUGUCUGAGGAAACAAGCUGCCCAACUUGUCAAUGCAGAGAUCCAUGUGCCGGUGUUUCUUGUAAAGAUGACGAGCAAUGUCAGCUAGUUGAAGUUAGCUGUAAAGAUCACUAUUGCCCACCUGUACCUGCAUGUUUGCCGAAAAAAGUUGGACAAUGUCCCUAUCUAGUCCCUGCUACGUCGACCACUUGCGACUUCGAAUGUAACUCCGAUCUUACAUGCAAUAGCACUAUGAGAUGUUGUUCAAAUGGUUGUGGAACUCAGUGUAUUGAGCCCCUUUUAUUCACCGCCUGCCAACAUCAGAGAACCCUUGCACAGCAUCAAGCACACGAGUCAGGUAUUCCUGCGGGAAAAGUCUAUAUUCCAGCAUGUCGGGUUGACGGCAGUUAUGAACCAAAACAAUGUCACCCCGGUACCAAGGAAUGUUGGUGUGUCGACGAAAAAGGUUUUGAAUUGUCCAAAACAAGAACGAGAGAUGACAACAUAUCUUGCCAUUUGGAACAUAAAACAGACGAAUGCAAUUCUUUUAAAUGCGAAGAAGAUUGCGAGCAUGGCUUCGAAAUUGACGAAAAUGGUUGCCGAACCUGCGAGUGCAUAGAUCCAUGUCAGAAGAUUUCUUGUCGUGGAGAGGGCGAAACCUGCCGUCUAGUUUCCGUGGAAUGUACGAACUGGCCAUGUCCAUCGGUUCCCAUGUGUCUGCCAAAGAAAGAGAACCCUUGCCAAAAUGGGGAACCCUUGAAAGUAGGAAAUAGCGACGAAUUGUUUAUUUGCGGGCCGGAAUUUGAAAGUUGCCCUUCUUCUCACAAAUGUCAAUUGAGCCCCGUAGGAGAAUAUGCCGUCUGUUGUUCAAAACCAAGAGAUGUUUGUUUCGAGCCACUCGAUAUUGGAAAAUGCGAAAAUUUGGAAAUAUCGAGGAACCUCACCCGAUAUUACUUUAAUUCCAAAACAAACAGGUGCGAUUCUUUCGUUUACAACGGCUGCGGAGGAAAUCAUAACAACUUUCAGUCUGAAACAAUGUGCAAUACUGUGUGUCCUGUGUUAAGCCAGUGUGAACGUUUGCGCGAGAAAAAUCAACGAGCGGCAGAACGUUAUAAGAAACCCACAUUUGCUCCACGAUGUGAUCCAGAAUCGGGCAAUUGGUUACCAAUUCAAUGUCUGGAACACGUUGGAGUUUGCUGGUGCGUGACUCCGCAAGGAGAACCACUCAAAGGAACAUUAACAAGAGGCGCGGAACCAGAAUGCAACUUCAGACAAGCGAGGCAUUGGGCAAGCGAUAGAUCUGACUUUGCCAGUGAAGCGGACCUGGUUUUGGAGGAAUUGAUGAUGCAAGUGGGUUCGUUUGACGGCAACGAUAUGUCUGAUAAUUCGGAUUCGAUAGACCAAGACCUGCCCUCAAAAACUAGAUGUCAAGCAUUGGGAGGUCAAUGUGAUGGCGAAGGAAAGUUCCUUCCGACUCAGUGCGAGGAUGAUACUUGUUGGUGCGUGGAUGAGGCCGGAAAUCAGUUACCCGGGACCAAUACUUUUAUCGGAAGAGAAAAAACGUGUUACGCGACACCAUUAGAAAGUGCCGAAGUUACAUUGGGAUUCCACGGCGAAUUUGAUGACGUAUCCUCCAUACCUGUAGUCAAUCAAGUUACUAAAAUAGUGAAAGCGCUUCAUGGAAAUUUUAAAAGCGAUGGCAUUUCGACUGAAAUUGCACCAGACGCGCUGUAUGUGAGGUUUUCUCUCAUCGGAAACAAUAAAGUAGAUGUCGCCUAUAAAUUGGAACAAAUGGUCAUGCAACAGCGAUUACCGGGGCUGACUGCGGACAUCUCACGAUCCCGGGUGAUACAUAAAUUGUUGCCACAGGCCCCUACACUGGCAGAAAAUCUUCUGGCACUGGAACACAGAGAGAUCGUGUCCCAAGCGCCUGUCUCCGUAGUUGCUCCCUAUCACACAGCACUGAUCGUGAUUGCUGCCUCAUCGGCAUUUGUAAUAUCGGUAUUAACCGUUUUGGUUAUUUUAUAUAGAAGAAAGAUGAAUAAUUUGAAUACUCAAAAGGCGACAGAAGAAAACAAAUUCACGUCAAACAGACCAAUUUAUAUUGAACUGCCGAACGAAAAAAAUUGCACGAACGUCGCGAAACUGGAAAAUGUUUAGUUCGUUUAUUCUGGUGGAACGUGCCUCUACCCAAGAAUUAUGUUUGCGGUGUGAUGACUGCGGAAUACUCUGGACGAUUGACAAUAAUCUUCGGCCUCUAAUAAAUCCGUUAAUGUGAGAGUUAGAAAAAAAUAAGCGAAUUGUUUUGUUUUGGUAUGAUAUAGCUCACUGGGUGCAAUAGUGGCACAUCCACGAAACACUGUGAUUUAAGAAAAUGAAAACUAAAAUAUUGAGAUAACUGAUAUCAACUAUCCUACUUAUUACAAAAUUUAUAUAGUUACAUGUCUUUAUAAUUAUAUUUUUAUUUGUAUUAUUCUCUUUUAAAAAAUAUAUAUCUUGUUUGAGUUCUUUUUUAAAUGUUUUUAAAUUUUUUGCAGUUAUUAAUUUUGUUUUGCACACAUGAAUUUCCCAAUACAAGUGCGACAUUUUGAUAAAAAAAAAUCUGAAUAAAAUAGUAGAUUAAAAUUUCAACAUCAUUUUAUUAUAAAAAUACGUAUAAAGGUAUAAUAAGGGCAGGUUCAUUUGUCAAAGAGGUACACAGUAGCAACUUAAAAAAAAAAUCUAAACUGGAAAUUAAUAAAAACAAAAAAAACAUCGAAAAGCUAUAACUAAAAAACAACCAACCUAUAGUUUUCAAUACAUGUCGAAGCAGGUAUUAUUUCUAAAAUUAAAGAAACAACUAUCAGAUAAGUAGUCUUUUAACACGUAAACAAACAACGGAUCUAUAGUUUUUAGUAGAGAGCUACUGUCCUCAAAAUCAAAAUACUAGUUCCGAGAAAAUCAUUGACUUAGGAAAAUAAAUACUGAAAUAUUGAGAUAACUCAUAUCGACUCUCCUACUUAUUACAAAAUUUAUAGUGAUAUUUCUAUAUAAUUAUAUUUUGAUUUGUAUUAUUCUCUUUUUAAAACAAAAAUUACUUUUUGAGGUUCUCUUUAAAAUGUUUUCCAAAUUUUGUGCCGUUAUUCAUAUUUUUUUUGUGAACACCAAUUUCGCAAAUCAAAUGCGAUAUUUUAAUAAAAAAAUUCUCAAUAAAGCUGUAGAUCAAUAUGUUAACAAAAUUUUAAAAAUUAUAAAAAUACCUAUAAAAAUAUAAUUCAGAAGGUUCAUUUGCGAGAUAGGUACAUAAUACUAACUGAAAAAAAUCCAAGCUGGAAAUUAAUAAAACACUUAAAAAAAUGACUACAAAAAACAUCGAAAGUAAGCAAUAAAAAAACAACGGCAAAACCAAAUGAAAAUAAACAGAAAAUACUAUUUCAAAGAACAUUUCAGCCUAUUAUAAAAGUGACAUUUUUUAAUGCAUUACUUUUUAGCAAAUCCAUUAAAUCAUUAAACUUUUUCUUUGGAAUUGUUAUAACAUCUCAAAAAGCACGGCCUAGAUUGACAUUUCCAAAAGAUGUAAAAGUCGCGACUGCUCUUAUUUUUCUUUGCUUAAUGCUAAUGCUUCCGUGGUCAGUUUUAUUAAAAAAUGUUUUAUAGAAAAAUGUGUCAGAAGCAUCUUUGUCUACUUUGAAAACACACGAGUCAUUUAUUUUGACGAUAUCAUCUGAAUUGUCCCAAUGACAGUUGCGCGAAAGAUCGUUAAAAGACGCGGGAAAUUCAAUAGUGGAACUCUCUCUAGCGGAACUUGUAGUGAGCUAAUUAUGUGCCGAUAUUGUUCGUAGCUAAAAUACAAAUAUGCGAGUUUUAUGAUACAAUUAACUAAAUAUGGAUAUAUUUUGGAAAGUGCCAUUAUUGCACCCAGUGAGCGACAUGUCAGUGGUCUUCAUUAGCAGUGAAUUAUUGCAGCAUUGAUGUUCCACAGAUCGGCGUGAUGUAUUUUAACACAACCGGUGCUAAAGUUUUUGUGAAAGAGUGCAAUCCAGAAUGAACAAUUGAACUUUUAUGAUCAAUGCGACACGGUUAAAAUUUGGAACAGCGCUGUGCCAGUAUUGCACUCACGUUUAUCAGUAUACAUUUCUAGAAUGUUUUAUUAAAAUACGCCAGCUGCAACUUAGCUUUCAGAAACUACAUUGGCGAGCAAAAAAAUUUAUUCGCUCAAGAGAUUACAAAUUUUUCGGGAAAAUAUUAUCGAAUCGUCCAAUCUGGUAGGUGGUAAAUUGAAAUGAAUUUAAGAUUCAAUCGGAAAACCUUACGUCGGUCUUCAUGAUUUUGUCGGAAAACAAAAUGUCUAUUAUAAACAAAACCAAAUUAUUUUUUAUUUGUAACGAGUAACAAUUAACAAUAUUGAGAAAAAAUCAAAAAUACACCAAACAAUCUUAAGUUUUAUGGUGAUAAAUGAACAAUAAACUGCGUUAUUUCAUAAAAAGUCGACUACGCUGAAAAUAACUCACAGAUAACAAAUACCUCCAUUCGCAUUUGUUUUUUUUCCAAAUUAUUUCAAAUUUCUUGAGUAACCUAAAUUUUUUGCUCGCCAGUGCUGAAUAUUUGAUAUAUCUGUUUAUACACAUUAACAACAAUUUUGAAUUGUUAAAUAUAAUUCUCAAUAUUCAUUUCCUGGCUUGCUAUAUUCUUGCAUUGGAGGGUUGUAUGUUAUAACCUAUUAUUUUUAAAUUCAUAUAUGGAUAAAUAAAAGAUCCUUAUAUUUUAUUAUAAUAUUUAUUAACAAUAAAGAAAAUAAAACAAUAUUCAAGACGAAAUACCGAAUUACCAUUCACUAGUUAGUUUUGGUUAGUUAGGAAUGCUGAACGGCAGCAAGAUUGUACCACAGACAUUAUUUAAUUUUUGUUAUCAGAAAUAUUUGAAGAUUCUACAGUUACUACAUCUAUGUUUAUGUAUUUCACCUAUUUGCGUAUACUUUAUAUAAGAACUCAUAUAUCUGCCAUUUGAAUAAAUUAUAAUUGCAGAGUGAAACGUCGAAGACUUAUUGAAUUUCUAAGAUAAAUUAGUUUAGUUUUAUUCAUCCGGCUGAUGUUUAUUUAUUGUUCAUUAAAAUUUGUAAAUACAUUCUGAACGAAGCGAGUAUUAUUGUAUACACUGUUCCCAACAAUAUACCGUCUUUACGACAUAAUCCAGUAUUUAACUUUGGUAAAUUUUUAUGAAGGUCUAACCAUAGGCCUAACUAUCUUAUUAUUAUUUAUAAACCUCAAUAAAUAGAUUCGCAAUUCCACAAUGACGUUCCAGAACCGUACUUCGGUACUUCGUGCAUACAAAUGCUGAAAGUAUACUCCGAUUUUACCAACCCUCACAAAUCGACCAACAGCAGACUGGGAAAACAUCCAUUGUAAAUCAAUUAUCUACAUAAGAUAUUGGCAAUCAGUUUUAGCUUUCUAAUGUGUUUUCAAUAUAGGAGAUCAACCUAUCUAAUGGGCAAAUUCCACUUGAAAUCGAGCAACCUCAAGUAGGGACUGUUUUAGAAUAUUUAUUAAAAGCACACUAAUAUGAAUCAAUAUAAGAGUUUAAUCAAAGAAAAAAUUAUUAAUUAUUAAAAUGCACAGUUCUUGUCGGCUCACAUAAUAAAUACGGCUAUUGCUCAUGGUAAACGUGCUGAAAAGAAUGGUCCCUUCCGCUUUACAACAGGUGGGUCUUAAACUCAUCCCGAAGUCAAAACCGUAAAAGGUCGUAAAAACGGUAUAUCGUUGGGCGAACUCUGCCUACCCCUCCAUGUGCGGCUAUUUCGUUUUUGCUUUGUGUUCCGAUUUCUCUUCAGUUGGUGAGAAUAUACCUACUAAUAAUUAAUAUGUAGGUAUAAAUGAAAAAGAAAAACAGAUUUGUCAUAUAGUAUAUGCUAUUUUGAAUAAUUUGAACAAUUUUCACGAAUUUAAAAUAUUUGAUACUAAUA